Molecule: messenger RNA, 3227 nt
Organism: Pygocentrus nattereri (red-bellied piranha)
Lineage: Eukaryota; Metazoa; Chordata; Actinopteri; Characiformes; Serrasalmidae
Gene: dcbld1
Product: discoidin, CUB and LCCL domain containing 1
Exons: 15
Coding region: 124-2265 (713 amino acids)
Source: RefSeq, a predicted model, not a curated record
AGCGGAACGGCGGCCAGUUUAACGUUAGUUAGCGCCUCUCGAAAUCGAAGGAAUAUGGUUCCCUGAAACGUAUCCGAUGCGUUUUUACAGUUUAUUUACGGUGUACGGUGGCUUCAGGUUGAGAUGUCCGCAAACAGCGUGUUUUAUGGGCUGUUUUUCGUGUGUUCAACAGUUUUUUACCAGUUCGUGUUGACUGAGAAACCGGAUGAUGAUUGCCACCAUUAUGUUUUGAGCCCACACAGUGGUCUCCUCUCCACUAAGAACUAUCCAGGCUUGUACCCCAACAACUCGUGGUGUGAGAAGAAGAUAAGUGUCUCUAGUGGCCUCAGGAUCGUCAUCAAAUUUGAAGAUCUUUCCAUUGAAGGAGAGGACUGCGAGACAGACUAUUUGAAGGUUAUAAAAGAGAUCCAUGGGAACAAAUCUGUUUACUGGCAGUAUUGUGGGGACCUCAAAGCCCACCCCAAGCUGUACUCUGCCAGCAACCACUCUCUGUACACUGACUCCAGUGAGCUCACGGUGAGCUUCCGCUCCAGUGUCCCUUCCUCAGGCCGGGGCUUCCAGCUUUCUUAUUCGGCGGUGGAAUACAAAGAACUGCUCACAUGCUCUGACAAAGGUCAUUCCUCCCUUUCAAAAUACAGGAAGUACUGUCCGGCCAGAUGUGGAGCAGCGGAGGGUGACGUAUUUGGGGAUAUUUCUCAGGGAUACUUACAGACGUCACUUUUAUGUAAAUCUGCAGUUCAUGCUGGAGUCAUCCUGGACCAGUUUGGAGGGCCAGUCAUAGUCGAGGAGCACCGGGGACUGGGGCGCUGUGGGGCUGUACGGGCUAAUGGCAUUAUGUCAAAAAUGUCAAAAGGCAACUCAUCUGAUUCAUUGUUCACGUUUUCCACAAAUGACUGUAACAGACAGACUAUUCUUCAGCCACUCUCUGCUAGCUCCUCAUGGGAGAAGAGAGGUUUUGAGGGCUCUCAGGUUGAGCGGUCCUCCAGAGACACCAACACUGUCUCCCCUACUGGCAUGUGGAGCCCUGACCCCAACGGCAAAGAGUGGCUACAGCUGGACCUUGGAGAAAAGAAGAGGAUCACAGGAAUUUUAACCAAUGGUUCAACUACUUCUGACUAUGGGAAAAGCUACAAAAUUAUGUACAAGGAGAAGAGUCGGUGGCGGACUUACACCCAGUAUAACAGCCCUGAAGAUAUGAUAUUUAAAAGGAACAUAAACAACCUCUGGCAGUCUCGCAACACCUUCCAUCCAGCCAUUACAGCACGUUACCUUCGUGUUGUCCCACAGCAGUGGCACCAGGCUGGUCUGACAGUGGAGCUGCUGGGUUGCCCUUAUGUCAGAGCCACUCCAGUGAGUACAUCAUCUCAGGUCACACAAGAAGCUCUUCCCACUGGACCCAAGCCUCCGGUGGAGGACAUUACUGAGCCUGUACCUUCCCAGGCUGAUUUAGUUAAACUGACCAUCAUUGUGGUGCCCACUGCCCUGUGUGUGGUUCUGCUGCUGCUGGGGAUCUGCCUCUGUAAGGUGCUUCACAAGAAGAAAACUAAGGAGAACACUUAUGACUCUGCGGAUCCACCACAAACAGGUUGCUGGAAGCAGGUAAAACAUCCAUCUGCCAGGCACCAGUCCACAGAGUUCACCUUCAGCUACAGCUCAGAGAAAGAUCCCCUGCCGAAAAUAGACCUGGUCACCAGUGACAUGGCUGACUAUCAGCAGCCGCUCAUGCUGGGAGUGGGUACGGUGUCUCGGAAGGGCUCUACCUUUAGACCAAUGGACACAGACUCCAAGGAAGACGUCAACGAGGCUGCCACUCACUAUGACUACCUGCACACAGCCAAUCAGUAUGCCCUCCCACUGACCAAUCAGGAGCCUGAGUACGCCACGCCCAUCAUAGAGCGACACGCCUUCCGAAAAGACGGAUUUCUGCCAGAUCCCAGCUACAGUGUUCCAGGGGUGGUGCUGAGCAAGAGCCCGUCAUUUAAGACCAAAGAAAACUGUAACUACAGAAAGGUGGGGGCGCUUUCUGGUGGUUAUCAAACGCCCCAGGUCAAACGGGACAGAGUGAACCACUCAGAGGGGGUUUACGACAGCCCUAAGAUCAGGAAACCUCUGGUUGUUCAGAACGGAGCCUGUUCAGAGUACCAGAGGCCCCAGACCAAGGCUAAAGCACAAGAGAGCUACUCGACCCCACGAGACUGUGUCCGGCUAGCCUCUACUGUCCCCUGCAGGCUGGACCCAGAGGGCAGCAGUCUGAGUGGAAUCUGAACGGACUAAAAUGCACUGUGAUCCUUACCUGCUUUAUGUGAACUCCUGUAACUUAUUUCCACGUGUGAGAGCAGCACAUUUCCUGUUUAUUUGUAUAUAUGCAGUGGGAAAGAAUAGCCGUCUCUGUGACGGUGGAAGUGUGCUCAGCAAUGGCAUGUUGUAUGCAGUGUUUUACUGUUGUGUAAAUUGGCUUUGUUGUUUGGCUUUAUGUGAUUUUACUGUUAUUUUAUUUCUUUAAGGGUGCAGGGUUUGUUGUGAUCCAAAGCUUCACCAGGAGCAGAGACAGAUGUCUUAAUGUGCGCAGAAUAAUGUGCAGAUAGAAGUGGGAGAAACUCAUACCUCCUGUAGUUUGAGACAAUUUCUAUGCAUCUCUAAUGCGACGUUGUCAUCUCCAUUUUCUUGCUGCUGUGAAUUACUGUGCUGAUUGUAAGACAGUCAGACUGCUUUCGUUUGUGGAGUAUUUCAUCAACUAGGAUUUCUCUGUUUAACUGAAUCAUUUAAGCCAAAAUUGAAGAUUGUCCAGCAGAAAGAUCCCCUGCCUUUUUUUUUUAUUGGACAUUUUCAACUUUGGGCUUGAGUUAUCUGGGUACUUUAUGUUCUGCAGAUUAGAAGAGAGGCCGUCUGAGACUGGACAGUAGUAGGAUUGGACCUAGAGAAGAUUUGGAUGUCUUCUGGGCCCUCUGCUUCAGUGGAUUGAUGGGACAAUCCUGGGUUAAACAACAGGCAGCUUAUAGACCAUGCUUCUCUCAAGAACCUCUUUACACAGCUCUUGACUACACUGUUAAAAAUGUGGGUUCUAGCAUAGAACCUUUUUGUUAUGUGAAGGUUCUUUAAAAGGGAACCUCCAGUUCACCAUUUGUUUUGGUUUUUGUCAAAAUUUCUGCGUAAUUGUCAUCAAGUUUGAGACUUGCCAAGUCAGAUAUUUUUGCAGUGGUGGUGAUCUCUCUCUCUCUCUCUCUCUC